Messenger RNA from Vicia villosa (hairy vetch), 1338 nucleotides. Its product is annotated as malate dehydrogenase, cytoplasmic. Lineage: Eukaryota; Viridiplantae; Streptophyta; Magnoliopsida; Fabales; Fabaceae. The coding region runs from base 118 to 1116 and encodes 332 amino acids. Gene Ontology annotation, biological process: oxaloacetate metabolic process; malate metabolic process; tricarboxylic acid cycle. The transcript has 7 exons. The record is from RefSeq and is a predicted model, not a curated record. Gene Ontology annotation, molecular function: L-malate dehydrogenase (NAD+) activity.
CCACGCGAAUAAAUACACAGUUCUAGACAAACUUCCUCACUCACUCACCUUUUACUCUCAAAAAAAAAAAAAAUUGUUGUUUCUCUCCGCUUCAAUUUUCCUUUCAUUUCUUCAAAAAUGGCAAAAGACCCCGUUCGUGUUCUCGUCACUGGCGCCGCAGGACAAAUUGGUUAUGCUCUUGUCCCUAUGAUUGCUAGGGGAGUGAUGUUGGGUCCAGAUCAACCUGUCAUCCUUCACAUGCUUGAUAUUCCUCCUGCAGCUGAGUCAUUGAAUGGAGUUAAGAUGGAGUUGGUCGAUGCCGCCUUUCCUCUGCUUAAAGGUGUUGUUGCCACAACUGAUGUUGUCGAGGCAUGCACUGGAGUCAAUAUUGCAGUCAUGGUUGGUGGAUUCCCCAGAAAAGAAGGUAUGGAGAGGAAGGAUGUCAUGUCUAAGAAUGUAUCUAUUUACAAGUCCCAGGCUUCUGCCCUUGAAAAGCACGCUGCUGCCAAUUGCAAGGUUCUGGUUGUUGCUAACCCAGCAAACACCAAUGCAUUGAUCUUGAAGGAAUUUGCUCCAUCUAUUCCAGAGAAAAACAUUUCUGCUUUGACUAGACUUGAUCACAAUAGGGCAUUGGGCCAAAUUUCCGAAAGAUUGAACAUUCAAGUCUCUGAUGUAAAGAAUGUCAUUAUCUGGGGUAAUCAUUCAUCAACCCAGUACCCCGAUGUCAACCAUGCAACUGUUAACACCCCCGCCGGGGUGAAGCCUGUCCGAGAACUUGUUUCCGACGAUUCCUGGUUGAAUGGAGAAUUCAUAUCGACUGUUCAACAACGUGGUGCUGCAAUUAUCAAGGCUAGAAAGCUUUCAAGCGCACUAUCUGCUGCAAGUGCUGCUUGUGACCACAUUCGCAAUUGGGUUCUUGGAACUCCUGAGGGCACAUUCGUUUCAAUGGGAGUGUAUUCCGAUGGUUCUUACAAUGUUCCCGCUGGACUUAUCUAUUCAUUCCCCGUCACUUGUGCCAAUGGAGAAUGGAAAAUUGUCCAAGGACUUUCAAUUGACGAGUUCUCAAGGAAGAAGCUGGACUUGACAGCCGAAGAGCUUUCUGAGGAGAAGAGUUUGGCUUACUCUUGCCUCUCCUAGACUGCUUCCUUUUUGUUGACUGAUUCCCAUAUUUUUGUCUAUAGAAGUAGCUUCAAUUUUGAAUAAUGCUUCUAGAUACAUUGUCUCUUGGGAAUUACUUGUACUGCAAGUUUGACGGAUUUUCUCCAUGAUGGUGAUACAUGAAUUUUGAUGUUUGAUGGGGACUGCACUAGCGUGCAGACACAUACAUCUAUUUCUUGUGAUUGAGUAUUAUGCAAUUGU